Molecule: messenger RNA, 867 nt
Organism: Lizanozyma spartinae
Lineage: Eukaryota; Fungi; Ascomycota; Pichiomycetes; Serinales; Debaryomycetaceae
Gene: CCW14
Product: Ccw14p
Exons: 2
Coding region: 1-867 (288 amino acids)
Source: RefSeq, a predicted model, not a curated record
AUGCUACACUCAACUCCUCCAGCAUGCUUUUUAAGUUGUAUCAACGAAUUAAGCCAUCAAUGUCGUUCCCUAAGCGAUAUCACUUGUCUCUGUGGUAAGUCCGAUCUCUUAUUAGGAUGUUUAGUGGAUAUUUGUCCUUAUGGCACAUUUGAAAGCGCCAGGGAUCAUUACUUCGGAACUUGUUUGGAACAUAAGUACCAAAUCAAUCCACCGCAAGGUCAGAGUCCUCCAUUUUGGAAUCCACCGCCACCAGUUGCUUCUCCAUCAGUCACUUUUCAGACGGUAAGUUCUACUAUUACAACUGCUGUUACCUCUUCAAGGCCAACACCCCGACCAAUAAUCACAGCCUUUGUAUCUGAUUCUUUCUCCUCUCCUUUGAAUUCUUCACCUAACUUUCCCUACGCUUCGCUGUCAACAUUAGCCUUAGCAUCACCCGGUGAAUCUAAUUUGGUAGAGCUUGCUUUACCUCCCACAGUUGAUCGUGAAUAUCAGGACAUCGAGUUCUGUGAAUGGGAAGAAACUAAAUCCACUGAUAGUCAAGGUAAUCUUAUUAUUUUAAGAAAGCCAAUAGAUAUCCCAGAAAAAUAUAAGCCCGCGCCAAACAUGAAAUUGGACGAACCCACCAAAGUUGUUUAUAUUCUUAAGUAUGUCACGGAAGGUGCCACGGGAUCUAUUCCUGUUCCUGUGACUGUUGCAACCAAGACUCAGCUAUCAAUCGGCAAUCAAGUUGCACUGAGUACAACGAUCUCCAAAAGCAUGCCUAGGUAUCAUACGAAAAGAAUGCAAGUCAUAAGACGUAUGAAGCACCCAGGUCCAUCACCAGUGUCUCUUCAAACUGAGGUAAUCUAUGAAGGGUAUAUCGAGUAA